Messenger RNA from Cladophialophora yegresii CBS 114405, 1167 nucleotides. RefSeq lists its product as uncharacterized. NCBI's taxonomy places the organism in Eukaryota, Fungi, Ascomycota, Eurotiomycetes, Chaetothyriales, Herpotrichiellaceae. The coding region runs from base 1 to 1167 and encodes 388 amino acids. The record is from RefSeq and is a predicted model, not a curated record. The transcript has 3 exons.
AUGUCGAACAGAGCCGGCUUCCCGCACAACAGACUCUAUACAUGCCGGUACUGGGCCUUGGGUCCAGAAUGCCCGAACGUGGACGCGUAUCACACCGUCACCUGCGAGUUCGCCCAUUACGAUACAGGCGACCUGGCAAGCCAUAUCCAACAAAGAGGCACUUGUCUGGCAUGGAAACAAUACGGCUCCUGUGGAAGAGGUGUUGGAUGCUGGUAUGAACAUCGUGACACAGGAGUGACCGGUCUCCACCAAGGGGCUGUCGAGCUUGAUGGCCUCGAGCUGCAGGUCGCCGACGCAGCCAGGAAGGCCGGCUUCAACACAUUCAACCACGAGGCCUUGUUCGAUCUGAUAUGGGCGGUCAAGCGACUCGCGUUACGAGCAGGCGCUUCCGGGCUUCGCAGCUUGCCUGCGCCGCCCAGGGACCCGAUAUAUCCAGACAGAUAUCGCCCAAGCGGUAUUGGUGAUAACACGAAGAAGAGGAGGAGGCCGCCCACCAGACAGCCAGCCCCAGAUCGCACCGUGGAGUUGAAGUUCCUUCCAAUCAAGCCUUUGAUGAGGAAGCGACCGGUGGAAGAAACUGAGGGGCGACAGGCCGAUAAAGUCAUAGACCUCACUGCAGAUUCGGAUACUGAGGACCACAUUGGCCUCAGGAACCCAUCUCAAAACGUGUCCAAGCGGCAAAAGGUGGCAGCGAAUAAGCAUACCCAACCCAAGGCGUCGACUGGUUGGGGGACGCUCCAAGGACCCAUUGCAACUUCUGCUCCUACACCCCGGCGGUGGGACGCACCGUCCAAACCUCAACAGAGGCUACGAGGUAGAAAGGCCAAAGCUGCACAAGCAGCCCCAAGCGCGCCACUGACGGCCGCCAACGCUGUACCGGUUGUGCCGAAGAAGCCAUUGACAGCCGCGGAAGAGGUCACGAAGGAGCUGCUUCUGGUCAAGACAAGGCUGAAAGAGGCUACAACGAACAUCAACAACUGCCAAGCAACCAUGAAGGCGCUCUUCGAUCGUCACUACGCGGUAUUUGACAAUGAUGAGACCAUGAUGGCGCUUCAAAAGCUCAGUGGCCAUAUGAACAAGGUGUAUGAUGGUGGAAAGGACGGUGCCGGCGAGAUUGAUAAAACAUUGGCAUUGCUGAAUAUCACGCAAGGACGGUGUCAAGGAUGA